AUGCGGACCUCCAAAUCCCUCCCGUCAUGGCGUUGGUACGCUGCCAUCGCCGCCUUAUUACCAGGCUGGGUAGCCAAUGCUAGCCCAUCUGUGAACGUUGCCCUUCAAGCCUCAUUCGAUGCAUCUCCAUAUCUUGUAGAGCUACUUGAGUCCGCCGCAGAGGAGAACUCCACAUCCUACUUUCCAUUACUCGAUCGUAUCGCCGACGGAACCUUUGAGGAUUCAGCUACCGAGAAGGAGCUUUACGACCGCUUCUUGCAGGUUGUCUCUGAAGAUGGUCACUUGCGCACCGCGGAGGCCCUUUCCUCUUUCAAAUUGUCGCUUGCGGUCCGAUCAUCUGCGCCGAGAAUCCAGGCGCAUUAUCAGUUCUACAAUACUUCUGUUCAGCACUCGUUGAUGAUGGCACAGGAUGCAGUUUGUCCGGUAUGGGUUCACUUGGAGGGCAAGCAGUAUUGCUCUUCGGCCAUGGAACGCGCGCAGCAGGAUGUCCAAGGAGACUUAGAUCCUAGAGAGCUUCCCUUCGACCGAGUAUAUGGCGAUGUGUCACUACCUCCUGCUGUCCUUUACGCCGACAUUUCCGCCCCCAUGUUUAAGGAAUUCCACGAGACAUUGAUCGAUAUGGCAAAAGAAGGGCAGAUUUCUUACCGCGUGCGUUACCGGCCACCUCAACAUUGGGUCUCCCGCCCUUUGUUUGUCCCGGGAUACGGCGUCGAGCUGGCCUUGAAGCGAACGGAUUAUAUUGUCAUCGAUGACCGGGAUGCGGAGCAGCGAGGAGAAAGCGAGAACAAGCCGGCAAACUCUUUGGAAGAAUUGAAGGAGGAAUCCCCAGAUGACUUGCGGCCUCUGUCCGCUUCGGAGGUCUCGAGGUUGGGCUGGAACACCGUGGCCUAUGUUCUGGACAGCGUGAACCCGCUUGAUACACUGAUCAAGCUAUCUCAAAACUUCCCCAAGUAUUCAUCCGUAGUCGCUGCUCACAACGCUACUGUUCCGCUGAAGAAAGAAGUCCGUGCCAACCGGGCACGGAUGAUUCCCUCUGGUGGUAAUCUCAUGUGGAUUAACGGUGUUCAGAUUGACCAACGCCAGAUUGAUGCUUUCUCUCUUCUCGACCACCUUCGUCGGGAGCGCAAGCUGAUCGAGAAAUUCCGGGGUUUGGGCUUGUCUGCUCAAGACACUGUGAAGCUUCUGUCACACCCUCUCCUGGCGGAAUCGCACGCAGAUGUCGAUUCACAGAGAUAUGAUUACCGUGAUGAAUUGGAUGGUGGCGAGGUAAUUAUUUGGUUGAACAAUCUAGAGAAGGACUCUAGGUACCAGGAAUGGCCCACCGGCCUGGAGGCGUACAUUCAAAGUGCCUACCCCGGCCAGUUGCCGCCAGUGGCCCGCGACUUGCAAAACGUCGUCGUUCCUGUCGAUUUGUCAAAAUCGGAGGAUAUACUGUUGGUCCUUCAGCAGAUCCUAACAUUUAUCAAGCGCGGGAUCCCUGUGAGAUUUGGUUUGGUGCCUACUGCGUCCUCGCCAGAGGCUAUUGCGCAGCUUAAGGUGGCGCAUUAUCUUCAAGACACCUUUGGACUUUCGGCUUUUAUUCAAUAUUUGGAAGAGUCUGCUUCACAAACGAAGACAAGGCAACCGGAUAAGUCCAUUUUCGCUUCUGUGGUCAAGGAGCGUAAGCCACGCGCGGACAAGGAAGCCAUGUCGCUGGAUCAAGUGCAAAAGAAUGAACAUUAUAGCACUAUCGCAGAUCGCGCAUGCAAAUACCAGAGCCGCCUGAGCCUGAUUGUUGAUGACCCUCACUUCCUGGUCAAUGGAAUUCCGAUCUCCCGUGAGGGUAAUUGGAUGCAGGAGAUGAGUAUGCAGAUUGGCAGAGAUUUAAAGUUGGUCCAGCAGGGUAUUAUUGAGGGAGUCUUUGAAGAGGACGCUUGGCUACCUGCAUUCUUCUUGGCGGCGGCAUUUGAGAAACGUAACACUUUCUUGAUGCCCGAAGACCCCAAGGAUGUACAGGUUGUGGAUCUUGCCAAUGUUUUCGGAUCCGGUUCAGAAGUCCUGGCUGAUAUCCCUCGUAUCGCAUCUAACAACGACGUUUUGGAGACUGUGCACACUAUUAUCGUUGCAAACUUUGAGUCGGAACAGGGACUGAAAUUGUUGGCUGAUGUCCUGAGUUUCCGAAAGGAACAUGAUGAAGUGGAGAUCCUCCUUCUACACAACGGUGUUAUUGAUGCUGCUGGGGUUUCCAACUUCGACAGAAUCCAAAAAGCGCUCCUUGAGGGCGAAGAUGUUGAGCAGCUACUGGCUACCGUUAGCUCACUGGAAGAUUUGACCCUGGAUGAAGUGCUGGACAACAAGGCGCCCAUUGCCAUUCACCGAAGCCUCAUUGAGAAGCUUGGCUUCAAGUUGAAAACAUCGGGACUCAUUGUCAAUGGAAGAGUAGUGCCCCUCGGGUAUUCCACUAUUAGUGCGGACGACCUAGCACAGCUGGUCGCAUAUGAACAGAGCAAGCGUAUCGAUCCUGUUGCAAAGACUGCAAAGGACCUCAAAUUGGAUUCCAAGAUCUCUACACCACUUGACUUUGCCAAGCUUACCUCAUUGGUUUCUCUUUCAACGACCUCGGAUAUCCCCGAGGGAAUGUUCGAAAACACACCCGAUUACAGGUUGGAUGUGUCUGAUAGCUGGAGGACAGACCACUCUGUGAUCACUGUCUCCAACUCCGAGGAUCCCUUGAUCAAUGUUGCUGUUGCUCUCGACCCUGCAUCUGAGGUGGCUCAGAGGUGGCUACCGAUCCUCAAAGUUCUGUCUGAAUUGGCUGGCGUCCAGCUGAAGAUUUUCCUCAACCCGAAAGAAGAGAUUAAAGAGUUGCCUGUCAAGCGUUUCUAUCGCUACGUCCUCGAGUCGGAGCCCAAAUUUACCAGCGAAGGAGCUCUGUCGCGUCCCCAAGCUUCUUUCUCGGGGGUUCCCGUUGAGGCCUUGCUCACACUGGGUAUGGAUGUGCCUACUUCAUGGCUUGUCGCACCCCAGGAUUCCAUACAUGAUUUGGAUAACAUCAAGCUGAGCUCGCUCAAGAGCGACACCAAUGUCGAUGCCAUUUAUGCCCUGGAGCAUAUCCUUAUCGAGGGCCACUCCCGCGAUCUCACUACCAAGACACCCCCUCGCGGCGUUCAGCUCAUCUUGGGCACUGAGGAAAACCCUCACUUCGUCGACACCCUCAUCAUGGCCAACUUAGGCUACUUUCAGUUCAAGGCCCAACCAGGCCUUUGGCAGAUAAACCUCAAACCCGGCCGCAGCGAGAAGAUCUUCGAACUCGAAAGCGUCGGUGGCUCGGGAUACCGCCCACAAAACGGCGAUGAGAGCAAUGAAGUCACUCUCCUCUCAUUCCAAGGCCGGACUCUCUUCCCCCGCCUCUCCCGCAAACCAGGUCAAGAGUCUGAAGACGUUCUAGAAACAGGCCAAUCCGGUUCCAUGGGUCUCGUCUCAAAAGGAUUCAGCUUCGCUCAAGGCGUCCUUUCCAGCGUUGGCGUCGGCUCAAAAUCCGAGCAGCACGCUGAUAUCAACAUUUUCUCUGUGGCAAGUGGACAUCUCUACGAACGCAUGCUAAAUAUCAUGAUGGUCUCCGUCAUGCGUCACACAAAGCACACCGUCAAAUUCUGGUUCAUUGAACAAUUCCUCUCACCCUCUUUCCGGGCCUUCCUCCCCCACCUCGCAGCCGAAUAUGGCUUCACCUACGAAAUGGUCACAUACAAAUGGCCCCACUGGUUGCGCGCCCAGACCGAGAAACAGCGUGAAAUCUGGGGCUACAAGAUCCUUUUCCUGGAUGUUCUAUUCCCCCUCUCCCUGGAAAAGGUCAUCUUCGUAGAUGCGGACCAGAUCGUUCGAACAGAUAUGUACGAUCUAGUCAACCACGAUCUCCAAGGUGCUCCCUAUGGCUUCACGCCCAUGGGCGACUCACGGACCGAGAUGGAAGGCUUCCGGUUCUGGAAACAGGGUUACUGGAGUAAUUAUCUUCGUGGACGGCCUUAUCAUAUCUCGGCUUUGUAUGUUGUUGAUCUCAACCGGUUUAGGGAGUUGGCUGCUGGUGAUCGGUUGAGGGGACAGUAUCAGAUGCUUUCGGCUGAUCCGAACAGUCUCAGUAACCUCGACCAGGAUCUGCCUAAUCAUAUGCAGCAUCAUAUUCCUAUCCAUAGCUUGCCGCAGGAAUGGUUGUGGUGUGAGACUUGGUGUGCUGAUGGGGACUUGGAGGUGGCGAAGACGAUUGAUUUGUGUAACAAUCCGUUGACUAAGGAGCCGAAGUUGGAACGGGCGAGGAGACAAGUUCCUGAGUGGACGGUUUAUGAUGAUGAGAUUGCUUUGUUGGCGAAGAAGGUUGCUGUUGAGAAGGCUGAGUUUGCGGAAGGUGAGGAUGAAGACCGGAAAGAUGAGCUAUAG
This is a messenger RNA of Penicillium longicatenatum, 4410 nucleotides long. RefSeq names its product putative UDP-glucose:glycoprotein glucosyltransferase. Lineage: Eukaryota; Fungi; Ascomycota; Eurotiomycetes; Eurotiales; Aspergillaceae. Bases 1 to 4410 code for a protein of 1469 amino acids. The record is from RefSeq and is a predicted model, not a curated record. The transcript has 4 exons. Gene Ontology annotation, cellular component: endoplasmic reticulum. Gene Ontology annotation, molecular function: UDP-glucose:glycoprotein glucosyltransferase activity.